This is a messenger RNA of Acanthosepion pharaonis, 1125 nucleotides long. The record is from the annotation of a GenBank genome assembly. Lineage: Eukaryota; Metazoa; Mollusca; Cephalopoda; Sepiida; Sepiidae.
AUGGACACAGGCAAACGGCUAGCAGAGAAGAUGGCGGAACACACCAAACCGGAAAUCAACACAUCAGCCGCCCUGAUCCAACUACCGCCAUACAACUCGAUCAACACCAGGAGUUGGUUUAUUCAACUUGAGGCGAUAUUUUCAGCACGACAGGACACUAAAUACGCCUCCGUGGUACAAGCCUUACCAGCAUCAAUCGUUGAAGAAGUGGAAGACAUCCUUCUCAAUACUCCGGACCAACUCCCAUACACCUGCCUCAAAGAAGCCAUUCUCAAACGAACUGGACGUUCGGACGAAGACCUCAUCAGAGACUUAUUCUCUAAUGUGUCUCUCGGCGAUAGGACACCAUCCCAGCUCCUCCGCCUGAUGAAGAGCCGCCUCGGGAACAACACCAUGGCAGAACCCAUCCUCCGAGGGCUAUGGAUGGAUCGGUUACCACCGAAUAUAACACAAGUUCUAGCCCUGGUACCAGUAGAGACGCCCCUUGACGUUGUGGCCGACCCAGCCGACAAAAUAUACUCCCGGGCUCACCAAAAAGUUCACCGGGUUGAGAGCCACGGAAACCACACACAACGCCUCGAAGAGGAGAUGACCCAGCUAUGCGCAGAGUUGAGAGACCUGAAACUCUCCCUAUGCCGGAGGCAGCGAAGCCCAGCACCACGCACGCGAAAUCGAAGCCGUACCCGCAGCUCAAGUCCAGGACGGAGAAACAGUGUGGACGAAUGUUGGUACCACCAAACCUUCGGGAAACGAAUAGACCGACAGGCAGCGACGACAAUCCCUGUCGGUACUCGCUCACACAGUCGUCUCUUCUACGUAUUGGGCCGUAACAAUGACCUCAAAUUCCUAGUUGACACUGGCGCAGCCAUCAGCGUAAUACCACCCACCAACAGAUCCGUCUUGAAACCUCACUCCUGCAGCUUCCAGCACUCCUGCAGUUUCCAGCACUCUUGCAGUUUCCAGCUCACUCCUGCAGCUUCCAGCACUCCUGCAGUCUCCAGCUCACCCCAACAGCUUCCAGCGGCCUCCAGCUCACCGCUGCGGCGCUCUACUGACGUCCCGCUACCUAUUCCAGCACCUGCUGACGAUCUAAUCCAGUGCCCACUGACGUCCAGCGCCCGUUAA